Messenger RNA from Anopheles bellator, 796 nucleotides. RefSeq names its product small lysine-rich protein 1. The record is from RefSeq and is a predicted model, not a curated record. The coding region runs from base 29 to 397 and encodes 122 amino acids. Lineage: Eukaryota; Metazoa; Arthropoda; Insecta; Diptera; Culicidae. The transcript is spliced from 2 exons.
UCGACGGCUAGUGGACACCGCGCCGCGAAUGGCGGGCAAGGCGAAAAAGAAAAAGUCCGGCAAAGAGCCGGCCGCCGGCGGUGGUGGUGGCGCCGGUGGCGGCGGAGGCGGCAGCGGCGGAGCGGCCACCGGGGCCAGCGGUGGGGCAGCGAAGGACGCGCCCGCUGCCGAAACCGAGGAGCCGGACGAAGACGACGGCGAAGCCAAGCCAAAGAAGGGCAAGGGCAAGAAGGGGAAGGGCAAGGGCGGCAAGUCGUCCAAGUUCCAGGGCGACAUCUUCAACGAGGCGGCCAUGGAGAACGCCUACUACAUUUGCCACAACAUCCAGGAUGUGCUGAAGUCGCGGGGAUUCGCCUGGCCCGAGGGCCAGAAGAAGAAGAAGAAGGGCAAAAAGUAGGCACCAGCGUGGGACACCCCCGGGGGACUCGCAACCGCCGUCCCAAAACCCACGGGGCCUAAUUUUUCUCAGGUGGCAGCUCAGCAGUAUCGCCAACAACGCAGCGUAGGAAGUAUUAACAUAAGCGCCAUCGAGCCAUCGCCGCUGGGCAAUUCGGCGCAACAUGCAGCCUCGACGUUAUGGUUAUGAUUGGUGCAACAGCAACAACAGUAACAUUCCAAGGUCGUCAUUCUACGUGAGGACGGUGUGAAGGCCAGUUUGUCCCGUAGCAGGUCGGGCUCAGUCCCCUCCCGGGGUUGUUUCUGGAAUCCGAUCUGUGCUGCAUUCAAGAGUGUUGAAUAAAAACGUUUUUUUUAAAGCGACGAUCCACGGAGCAGAAAACAAGUAUAUAUAUAAAUA